Molecule: messenger RNA, 629 nt
Organism: Myotis lucifugus (little brown bat)
Lineage: Eukaryota; Metazoa; Chordata; Mammalia; Chiroptera; Vespertilionidae
Product: protein phosphatase Slingshot homolog 1-like
Exons: 3
Coding region: 17-478 (153 amino acids)
Biological process (GO): negative regulation of actin filament polymerization; actin cytoskeleton organization
Cellular component (GO): cytoplasm
Molecular function (GO): actin binding; phosphoprotein phosphatase activity
Source: RefSeq, a predicted model, not a curated record
AAGUGAGAGCUUUUUCAUGGUGAAAGGAGCAGCCCUCUUCUUGCAACAGGGAAGCAGCCCUCAAGGCCAGCGAAGCCUGCAGCAUCCCCACAAGCACGCGGGUGACUUACCCCAACAUCUGCAAGUGAUGAUCAACCUUCUGCGUUGCGAAGAUAGAAUCAAGCUGGUAAGAAGAGACGAGAGUGGCCGUGCGCCUGGAGAGCGCCUGGGCGGAGCGGGUCCGGUAUAUGGUGGUGGUGGACAGCAGCGGGCGCCAGGACACGGAGGAGAGCAUCUUGCUGGGCGUCGACUUUUCCAGCAAGGAGAGGUGAGUCUGAUGGGACAAGAGUUGCUGCUGGAAAAAGAGUCCUGUGGCCCUGUAUCCUUGGGGGUUGACGGUGGGAUGCACGAUGGUGGGUGGCGGGGUGACCAGGAACAGCAGGGCACGGCAUUUCCGCUCUUGUGUGCGGCGCUCUGCCAGCUCCGGUCUCUGCUCUGAGCUCAGGGUCUCCUGAGAGGAAAGAAAGUGACACUGUGCUUGGAGGUCUAACACUGGGUGCCCUCGGGGUGCUGGAGACGAGGGCACUUAGCCAGGGGGGCUUCCUGGAGGAGGUGACGGCGGCGGUGAACACCCAGUCAGUGCAGGAGCC